This is a messenger RNA of Pochonia chlamydosporia 170, 1206 nucleotides long. RefSeq names its product 2,6-dihydropseudooxynicotine hydrolase. Bases 1 to 1206 code for a protein of 401 amino acids. The transcript has a single exon. Lineage: Eukaryota; Fungi; Ascomycota; Sordariomycetes; Hypocreales; Clavicipitaceae. The record is from RefSeq and is a predicted model, not a curated record.
AUGGUUCGAUUAAGUUCUGACCAAUCCUUUCACUAUGAGAUGCUUCGUGUGUUAGCGGGUGCAACAUAUCAAGCCUCCGAUGUUAGCGAGGUGCUUAACGCCGCCGAUUGUGUUAUACCUGGCGAUAUCGAAAGUUUCUCCUCAGCGUUUCUCAACCUUGCCAGCCGAACUCACAGCAUCGCAGAAGGCAUUAACCACAAGAAGUAUCCCGUGUCAGCCCGCAAUGCUCGGUUCCGAGAGGCAACCUACUAUCGAGCCGCCGAUUUCUACUUGCACGGGAAGUGGAACGACGCACGCGUUACGGAACUCUGGGAAAAACACCGCAAUGCUUUUGACAAAGCCAUUGAACUACUUCCGCAACCCGCGGAGCGCGUAGAGCUCCAGGCUGAUGGCUUCACCGUCCCGGCAAUCUUUUACGGCUGCGGUCAGUCAGGACCAAGACCGACGAUCCUGAUGUGUAACGGCUAUGACGGGGCCCAAGAGGAGAUGUAUCACGCUGCAGCAGAAGGUGCAUUGCAGCGUGGGAUAAACGUGAUCACAUUCGAGGGUCCCGGCCAACCAACUGUUCGAAGAGAGCAAAAUCUUGGUUUUAUCCUGGAAUGGGAAAAGGUUGUGACACCUGUUAUGGACUACGCGCUUUCACGGGAAGACGUUGACCGAAAUGCUGUUGCACUGAUGGGAUACUCUUUCGGUGGCUUCCUCACCCCUCGUGCAGCAGCUUUUGAACACAGGCUUGCUGCCGUUAUUUCCAUCGGAGGCGUCUUCAACUUUGGGAAAGUAAUUUUGGGCCAUAUUGGGCCUGAAAUGGAGGCCUUGUGGCGGGCAGAUAAGAAGGAUGCUUUGGAUGAGGCAGUUAAAAACCAGGUUCUCAAUCCCGAGACUCCAACAACUGUCCGAUGGGGCAUAGAACAGGGUCUUUGGUCUUUCAACCUGGAGUCACCGACAGAAUGGGUCACACAGACUCUGAAAUACGACCUCGACGCUGUUGUGGACAAGAUUCAAUGCCCCGUCUUUGUCGGUGAUGGGGAGAGUGAGCACUUCUUCCCCGGCGAGGCAAAGCAACUGGCUUCUAGGCUUGGGGAGAAAGCAACCUAUCACAUAUUCAAGAAUCAAGACGGUGCCGGCGAGCAUUGUCAGGUUGGUGCAUCUCAGUUGAUGAACCAAGUCGUGUUCGAUUGGUUCCACCAACUGAUGGAGAAGAAGUAG